CUAGUCAGUCGCCAGGUUCGUUGUUCUCGAGUUUCAUUUGGGAAACAGGAAGGGCUGCCUGUCGAGAUGAUUAAACCUCCUCCAGAAGCUUUCCAAUGCCAUAAUAAUCACGAUGUCCGAACGCUACUGUUAUCGCUUUUGUUGUGUACUGGACUAAUCAUCAGUUACCUCCCACAACAUAUUAGGAUUAUCUCAGCCAAAUCAUCUGAAGGGUUCUCCCCGUGGUACUUGCUCCUAGGAGCAACUUCAUCAGCUUCCGGAAUGCUCAAUAUAUUAAUCGUGCAAUGGCCUCUGUUUCGGUGCUGUCGAACUUUGAGCGCUGGGAGUUGUUUUGAAUCUCUCCUCGGCUUUUUACAAGUCACGCUCCAGUGGCUUCUCUUCACCAUCAUAUUGGUACUCUAUCUCAUCUAUUUCCCGAAGCACCUCAAGUACCAAAGAGUCAUACCUGUGUCUUCACCGGACUCCUCAGUAGCAGAAUCUAACUAUGGGGCAGUCCAAGAUCAAGAAAAUGACGAAGAGGAGCCAAAUAAAGCUAAAGUUACAACAACGCCUGAGUGGCGCUUAGCUGUGACUCUUGGUAUCGUUGUAGCUCUUCAUCUUGGGCUUCUUUUACUCCUUUCUCUUGCUCUUUUGGUUUAUCUACCUUCUACCAUACCUCCUCACCCCCUUCUUCGCCUCCUUGCUACCUUUUUGGGCGUGUCUGCCACGAUCCUUGCAAUUCUCCAAUACGCUCCUCAGAUACACAAAACGUAUAAGGCAAGGUUGGUUGGUGCUCUCAGCUUAGGGACGAUGGCUAUUCAAGUACCAGGCAGCGUGCUGUUUGUCCUGAGUUUGGCGUUUAGGCCUGGGACUGAUUGGACAAGCUGGUUGCCCUACGCAGUAACGGGAGCUAUGCAAGGCGCUCUUUUGGUGAUUUGCCUUCUUUGGAAGCGUAGGCAGAAGGCACUUGGGAUUGAUGACUUCGGAAAACCGUUAAUCAAUGCAGAGGAAACCUUUGCAGGGGAACAGAGACAGCUUGUACAGGAACAAUAAGCCAAAGCCGUUGUAAAGGCUUAUUGAACUUCACUCACAUACCCUCUGACGACUGCCAAACGAUUCCAUAUUUGGCGCUGAAGUCUAUUAUGGAAAGAAAUAAUAUAACCCCAAACCUCAACCUGAUUAUGCCAAUAGUUUACAGUAAACUGAACAUUCUUCUUUGCAUUUAGAGCCUCCCAACCUCCAUCCUGAUUCUCUCUUCUGUCGCCUUGACCUUUUCGCUGAAGACUUCCUCACGAGUCUCCUCUUCGGACCUGAUCACAAUCUUCUUCACGACCUCAAUGGCGUUAUGGGAGUCACCAAGCCAGAAGUUGGAAGUCAAAAGACCAGCAGCGAGAGGAACAACACAAGCAAAGAGUAGGGACUUCGAGAUACCAGGCGGUAUCGAGGUAGCUUUUGAUCACCAGGUCACGGUGCUCAGUCACAGCUCGCGCCUUGGCGAUAGAGCCAUAGAUGGUAGCGAGCUGGGUGCUGUUCAUGUACUGCCCAAGGUUGGCUUGGAGAUGCUUGGGAAGUUGGUCGGUCCAAAUCGCAGCGGGAGAUAACAGAGCCGAUAGCACCACCGAUACGAGUCCAUAGAGCCAAAAGAGCCAUGGCGAGGGCCAUGUUUGCAUGGGGAACAGAAGCUUGAGUAGCGAUUUGACUACCGACAAUACUGAGAACGCGCCGCCGCAACUGAUGAGGACAGGGCCCUUCACCAUAUAGGCAUCACUAGA
Molecule: messenger RNA, 1751 nt
Organism: Cryptococcus deneoformans JEC21
Lineage: Eukaryota; Fungi; Basidiomycota; Tremellomycetes; Tremellales; Cryptococcaceae
Exons: 9
Coding region: 67-1032 (321 amino acids)
Source: RefSeq, a predicted model, not a curated record